GAAGUACAUACUAUUUUGAAAGGCACAACCGGAAGAAGUAAUCUCGCUCCUUCUACGUUACUGGAAACGGCAGCGGUAGAUUUCAGCUCUAGUUUAUAAGGAUGCCUUUCAUCGACCUUCAGACUAAUCUACCGGCCACUUUGUUCACCGAUGACUUCUUAACGAGGUUUUGCUCCGCCGCCGCGGCGGCGCUGGGGAAACCGGAGGACAGGAUGAAUCUGGUGGUGAGUCCCGGCCUGCGGAUGCUGAUAGCUGGUUCUUGCUCUCCGUGUGUGAUGGUUGCAGUUUCGGCGAUCUCAGUUACCGACACCGCAGAAAAGAACAAGGAGCACAGUGCCAAGAUCUUUGAGUUUCUGACUAAAGAACUCAAUCUGAGUGACGACAGGAUUGUAAUUCAGUUCCAUGAGCUGCAGCCUCACCAAGUGGGGAAGAAAGGAACCGUCGUGAGCUUCCUGUGAAGAACUUAUCUUUUGGAACAUUUAUUGCCAAAUCGAGGCUAAGCUAAAACCUCAUGUGAGAGGCGUUUAUGUCUGUGAAACAACUUACAUGUAAUCUGUUGAUGAAGACCAAAACGAUUUCUUUCUGCUUUUAUUUUUAGCAUCUCAGCUGUCAGGUCACUUUAAGGGGAGAUAUCCAGAGUUCAUGUUCUUUAGCUGUAAAAUUAUCAAUAAAAUUAAAACAAAACA
Molecule: messenger RNA, 686 nt
Organism: Nothobranchius furzeri (turquoise killifish)
Lineage: Eukaryota; Metazoa; Chordata; Actinopteri; Cyprinodontiformes; Nothobranchiidae
Gene: ddt
Product: D-dopachrome tautomerase
Molecular function (GO): phenylpyruvate tautomerase activity
Source: RefSeq, a predicted model, not a curated record